CAGUGCCCUCUUUUUAGGAGGAGCUGCAAUUCUGAUCACUGGAGGGUUUGUCGAAAUAAAAAAAAACAGUAUACUUACAGCGAUGGAAGACAAUACAGCAGUCCCUGAAGAAUUACCACUUCUGACUAAGGCUGGCUACCUGAUGAUCGCUAUUGGGGGUGCACUCACCUUCGUGGGCUUCCUGGGUUGUUAUGGAGCCUACUACGAGAAUAAAUACCUGCUCAAUAUCGUGGAAAGACAUUGGGAGAUUUACAGUAUUAUAGUGGCAGAGAAAAUCAAGAAAACAUACAAUCAAGACAACUUCAACACUAAACUAUGGAAUGAGACGAUGACCCUGAUGGAAUGCUGUGGCUUAAACAACUACACUGACUUUACUGACUCCGAAUUUGUAAGAAAGACAUCACUGUACCCCAAUUUCUGCUGCCCUGACAAACAGUCUCAAGGGUGCAAAUUAAAUAGCGCAAAAUCAGCGGGUGUGACCGGCUGCUUCAAGGCUGUGGUGAAAUGGGUGGCAAGCAAAGCUACUUUGCUAGGAGGCAUGGCUGUUUCUGUCGCUGUUAUCCAGGUUGCUGUAAUCAUAGCAUCCCGGAAACUGUCCAACAGCUAAAGCCUGGGAACCUGGAGGUAUAAGCAGGAAUUUGGAUUAAAUAAGAUUAUCAAAAAUAAUAAUAAUAAUAAUAAUAAUAAUA
This is a messenger RNA of Silurus meridionalis, 689 nucleotides long. RefSeq names its product tetraspanin-1-like. The coding region runs from base 83 to 607 and encodes 174 amino acids. Lineage: Eukaryota; Metazoa; Chordata; Actinopteri; Siluriformes; Siluridae. The transcript has 6 exons. Gene Ontology annotation, cellular component: membrane. The record is from RefSeq and is a predicted model, not a curated record.